CCCAGAUCCUUGAUAGCAAGAGAUAACGACGGGUCCGGUACCUGGUCGUGGUGAAUGUAUUUCGUAUGCUACCGAGGCAGGCUUAGUGGGGCGACGGUAGCUAUUAGUCCUCCUUCUCGUUCAAUCUUUCUUUAGUGCCAUCCUCUACGACUUCACCCUUUGGUCAUCAACACCACAACAUCUUUGGGGCACUCAAGGGAUUUGAUCACCGAUCAAACAGAUCAAGCAAACGCGAGGCAUUACCAACUGUACAUCAUGGUCGGUUGGGCUACCAGAAUCAACGAUGAGGUUGCUACCAGCGCGGUAGGACGACGCUUCCGCUUGGAUGGCUCUGGUCAUAGGAGAUCGCGACCUGGAUCGCGGUUCCUUACUGAGCUCCGCGCGGGUAUUGCUACUUUCUUUGCCAUGGCCUACAUUAUCUCGGUAUGUUCAAGUUCGAUAGGUUCUCGUCUCUAUUCAGGUUUGAGCUAUACAACAACCAUGAACGUCUGGGACAUUCCGCUUGUCUGUUCCGGGUGGUUGUUAUGACUAACUACAAUUAUUCGAAGGCUUCGGGAUGAUCGUCCGAGAUUAUGUUGAAGCUUUCUGGCAAUCAUUUGUCGCUUAUUUGACAAGAUCGAAACUAAUUCGAUCUAUAGGUCAACGCUACAAUCCUCACUGAUAGUGGUGGAACUUGUGUCUGCAAUAGCACCACUGAUCCUACCUGCGCUACUGAUGUAGAAUAUGGUUUAUGUCUUUCCACUAUUCGACGGGACUUUAUCACUGGAACCGCCGCUGUCUCUGCUCUCACCUCUUUUUGCAUGGGUCUCUUUGCGAAUAUGCCUAUUGCUCUUGCGCCUGGUAUGGGUGUGAACGCCUACUUCACAUACACUGUGGUUGGCUUCCAUGGAACUGGACCAGUUCCUUAUAGACUUGCUUUGACUGCUAUCUUCAUCGAAGGCUUCAUCUUUGUGGGCUUAUCUAUCUUUGGAAUGCGACAAUGGCUUGCCAGAGUGAUUCCUGCCUCCAUCAAGAUCUCUACUGGUGUUGGAAUUGGGCUUUACUUGAGUAAGCUUACACUACAUUGAGGUUUGGAGAUCAAUAGGCUAAUAUGAAAAUAGCUAUCAUUGGAAUGACCUACAGCGCUGGUAUCGGAGUUAUUACGGCUGGAAAAGAUACCCCCUUGGAACUUGCUGGAUGUUUGACAUCUCAGAUGGUCGAGGGCGCCUGCCCUGGAUCAGUAAAGAUGAGAAACCCUACCAUGUGGAUUGGAAUGUUUUGCGGUGGCUUCCUAACAGCAAUUUUGUUGGCCUAUCGCGUAAAGGGUGCAAUCAUCUUUGGUAUCUUGCUCGUUUCCAUCAUCUCUUGGCCACGUAACACACCUGUUACAUUCUUCCCUCAUACACCGAUUGGAGACGAUGCUUUUGACUUCUUCAAAAGAGUCGUCACUUUCCAUCCGAUCCAGGAGACACUUGCAGCUCAGGAUUGGGAUGUUUCUGGCGUCUCCGGUCAAUUUGGACUUGCUCUGAUUACCUUCCUCUAUGUCGACAUUUUGGAUUGCACUGGAACUUUGUAUUCCAUGGCACGCUUCUCUGGUGCUAUCGACGAGGAAACCCAGGAUUUUGAGGGCUCUGCUGUGGCUUAUAUUGUCGAUGGUAAGACUUUGUUCCUCACCACUUAUCAUAAUAGUUUAACUAAUAUUUGACUAGCUACCGGUAUCUCCAUUGGAUCCCUUUUUGGCCUUGCUCCUGUAACAGCAUUCAUCGAGUCUGGAGCAGGUAUUUCUGAAGGCGGAAAGACCGGAAUCACAGCAAUGGUUACGGGUAUCUGCUUCUUCAUCUCGAUUUUCUUUGCCCCAAUCUUUGCCUCUUUCCCACCUUGGGCUACAGGAUGCACACUUAUCGUCGUUGGGGCUAUGAUGGCCAAAGCAGCCAAGGACAUCAACUGGAGCUAUUGGGGGGACUCAUUACCGGCAUUCAUCACCUUAGCCGUCAUGCCGUUCACCUACUCGAUCGCUUACGGACUCAUCGCAGGUAUCUGUUCCUACAUCAUCAUCAACACCUCCGUGUGGCUCAUCGAGGUCGUCUCUGGUGGCCGAAUCGUUCCAGCGGACAAGGAAUACAAGGAACCAUGGUCUUACCAAAUCCGGGGUGGCAUUCUUCCUGCUUGGCUUGUUAGAGCUAGCAAGGGGUAACCUUUUCUCUUUCAUUUCUUCAUGUUUCCCUUUGUUGCGUAUAUGAUUUUUCUCAUACUAAAAACCCGGUGUAGCAAGAAGGAUUUCUGGCACGAAGAUUACGAUGAAGAACCCGUCGCGGUCGCUAACUCACACACGCCUUCCACUCGCACCACUCCCGAUGAGAUGUCCAAAUCGCAACCGGAAGUCGGGACGCAGGCGCAGCCUGAGGGGCCGGGGGCAAAGACGGAGAAGUUUUCUUAAGUGUAACCACCAAUUUAUUACGCUGGAUGGCGGGCCAUCACCCGGGCUGCAGAUUUGGAAGGGGGCUUGCUGGAUUAAUACGCACGUCGUUCUGGACGUGAUGAGGGUUUGUACAUUUGUAGCGGGAUAUGGCAGAUUUGAUUACAUGCUACGAUACUACGAAUUUCGGUGGUUAGGGAAGCCUAGGUAUAGCGGUUGUGGGCUUGAAUGGCCUGAGUUUAAUACUAUGAGUAAAUACAU
Messenger RNA from Hymenoscyphus albidus, 2656 nucleotides. The record is from the annotation of a GenBank genome assembly. Lineage: Eukaryota; Fungi; Ascomycota; Leotiomycetes; Helotiales; Helotiaceae.